This is a messenger RNA of Penicillium daleae, 1386 nucleotides long. RefSeq lists its product as uncharacterized. Lineage: Eukaryota; Fungi; Ascomycota; Eurotiomycetes; Eurotiales; Aspergillaceae. The record is from RefSeq and is a predicted model, not a curated record. Gene Ontology annotation, cellular component: vacuolar membrane. Gene Ontology annotation, biological process: amino acid transmembrane transport. Bases 1 to 1386 code for a protein of 461 amino acids. The transcript is spliced from 10 exons. Gene Ontology annotation, molecular function: amino acid transmembrane transporter activity.
AUGGUGCAGGCCUACCACGAACCAAUCGACAGUGCCCGAUCAAGGGAACGCGAUGGUAUUAUAAAGGAUGAGGAGAAAAGGCAUAUCGAGAAUUGCAGUCUCGAAUAUGAAGAUCCGUUCGGAAAUGAGGAAUUUGCGGAAGUCAGAUAUCGAACCUUGUACUGGUGGCAAUGCGGAAUGAUCAUGAUCGCAGAAACAAUCUCAUUGGGAAUCCUGUCGCUACCUUCCGCCGUGGCGACUCUCGGGCUAGUCCCGGCGGUUAUCCUCAUUGUCGGACUAGGACUGCUUGCAACUUACACAGGAUACGUCAUAGGCCAAUUCAAACUCCGCUAUCCACAUGUCCAUAGCAUGGCCGACGCUGGGGAGGUGCUAUUUGGGCGCGUCGGUCUGGCCCGCUUCGGAAGAGAGUUUCUGGGAACAGCACAGUUGCUCUUCCUUGUCUUUAUCAUGGGAAGCCAUCUUCUCACAUUUACCGUCAUGAUGAAUACACUUACAAAUCAUGGCACCUGCUCAAUCGUGUUUGGUGUUGUUGGUUUGGUGAUUUCCUUCAUCUUUGCACUUCCCAGAACCUUGAGAAAGGUUUCCUGGUUUUCGUUCGCAUCCUUUGCAAGUAUCCUAGCCGCCGUGCUCAUCACGAUGAUUGCGAUUGCUAUACAGCGCCCCGGAAACGGUAAGGUAGAUGCAACAACAAAGACCAGCCUUGCCAAUGGGUUUCUAGCGGUGACCAACAUUGUCUUUGCAUACGCUGGCCAUGUUGCGUUCUUCGGGUUCAUAUCAGAGAUGCAAACCCCGACAGACUACCCUAAGACUCUGUUCUUGCUCCAGGGAACCGACACGUGCAUGUAUGUUCUCGCUGCGGUAGUCAUUUAUUACUAUGGGGGAAAAGAUGUGAAGUCUCCUGCCCUCAGCUCUACCGCUCCCAUCACGGCGAAGAUUGCUUAUGGAAUUGCAAUCCCUACGAUCGUCAUCGCAGGAGUGAUUAAUGGCCACGUUGCAGCCAAAUACAUCUAUGUCCGUCUAUUUCGUGGCACCGAUCGCAUGCACAAGAGAACUGUGUUCUCAAUCGGAUCUUGGGUAGCGAUCAUCUUAACAUUGUGGAUCAUUGCAUGGAUCAUCGCGGAGGCGAUUCCAGUCUUCAACGAACUAUUGAGUCUAAUUACUGCCCUUUUUGCAAGCUGGUUCACAUAUGGACUGAGUGGCAUCUUCUGGUUGUUCCUGAAUUGGGGACAGUACGGAAGAUCGUGGCGGAACAUUCUGCUCACGGUUAUCAAUUUGAUUAUCGUGGGAAUCGGAGGUUGUCUGUGUGUAAUGGGUCUCUGGGUCUCUGGAAAAGCCAUUCAUGAAAAUUCUAGCAGAGCUAGCUUCUCUUGCAGUGCAAACACCUAG